This is a messenger RNA of Pollicipes pollicipes, 495 nucleotides long. RefSeq lists its product as uncharacterized. The record is from RefSeq and is a predicted model, not a curated record. NCBI's taxonomy places the organism in Eukaryota, Metazoa, Arthropoda, Thecostraca, Pollicipedomorpha, Pollicipedidae. Bases 67 to 372 code for a protein of 101 amino acids. The transcript has 2 exons.
CCGGCGCUCUCGGCGCUCUCGGCGCUGACCAGAGUCGUUUGGAAGCUGGAAGAGCCUGUGUCCGAGAUGUUCUCCAAGUCGUACGAGCAGGCCACGUUUAACGUGCUGCACUCGCUGCUGCAUGAGCUGCAGGACCGGGUGCCGGCACUCGUAGUGUGGUCGUCGAUGCUUCCAGAAUCAGCCAACUUCCAGCAGAACGUGUGCCUGGAGCUGAAAAAGGUGGCCCAUGUCUUCUUGGCGUUUCGGAGAGAAUGCAAUGACAUCACGCACGUCGGAGAGACGCUGCAGGCCUACUACUCAAACCACGUGAUCAAUGUGCUGUGCCAGAACACGCCGGCGCUGAAGCUGACGAACAGCUGCUGCCGGCGAUGACACCAGGACACACACUCACGCUCGCCGCCGUGAUCGCUGCCGUGAGAGCGGUGAUCACCAGGGCAAAACAGCAGUUUUGUUGAUGCUAAACCAACCCUUAAGCUGAAUGGAUCAUUUCCAACA